Bemisia tabaci is the source of this 1997-nucleotide messenger RNA. Lineage: Eukaryota; Metazoa; Arthropoda; Insecta; Hemiptera; Aleyrodidae. The record is from RefSeq and is a predicted model, not a curated record.
UUCAGCAGAUCUACUCGUCAAUUCCGUGAAAAUUAGACGCCACCACCGGGAUUCGAACCCGGGACCUAUUGACCUAGAGUCAGACGCGCUGACCACUAGGCCAACCUGGCCGGCGUGUAUAGUUCCUUCAAGGACCCCUUCUUUACAUGUGUUCAUUAACCUAUCAUUACUGAAGCUGUGUAACUAUGUAUUUAGUGCGUUUUACUUUUAUCUCUAAAAAAGAGAAGAGGAAAUCAAUCCAAUCAAAUUUUCUUUUAAAUUUAUGCUCUGACCAAAUUUCUAAAAUCGUAUUUUCCCCUGUUUGCGGGAAAUUUCAUUAUUAUGUACAUAUGCUCAUUCCCAUAAAUCAAUCAAGUUGAGCACACUUGCAUAGUUUUGUUCUCAACAAAAUCGUACAUUUUUAUCUCUUUAUCAAUUGAAUCAUUUAUUUUAUCAAACUGAAUCGUUUUAUGUUUUGUUUAUCACUUUACUUUUGUUGUUUUGACAAUCCUGGGCCAAUUUAAAAUAAAAAAUUUUUUGUCCGCAAAUUAUCUCGGAAUUUCCUCAUUUCCGAGGAGGAAGUGACCUGUAACUAACUUUUGGGACUCGUAAGUGCACGCUCUGAGUAGCAUUUCGUCCUGUUUCCUAUCCUCUCACUUUUCCUCUGUUAUCUUCCUCCUGGCGCUUGAAGUGCACGCUCUGAGUUGCAUUUCGCCCAGCUCUGCUUCUCCUUACCUGUUAUCAUCUCCUGUUCCUGGCGAGUUCUGGCUGUGAGACCUUGAAGUGCACGCUGUGAGUAGCAUUUCGGUUAUUUUAACAAAAAAUUUUUACUUUUGUCAUUAUUUAUUUAUCUCGGGAAAACCUAGAAGUGCACGCUCUGAGUAGCAUUUCGGCUUCCUUUUUAUAUUUUGUUGAGUGUAGGGUCCUCACAAAUUUAGCUAAUGAAAGGACAUUCUUUUUGUAAAUAAACCAAGAAAUUUGAGACACGAGAUUUAUUGAUCAUUCUUCCCCUCAUUCAACCUAAUCAUUUUUUUUAUUGGCGCCCGAAUCCAGGAUCCCGGCGAGCUCAUUCCGGCACCUCCAGUAACGUUGGCUUAUCUUAUACCAGAAGGACGUAGGUGCCUCUGAUGUCCUGGACCUGCUUCGCAGUGAAAGGGGAUUUGCCUCGUUACAAAGUGGCGCCCGAACUGGGACAUACAGCAUUGUGUUACAGCUUCGAGAUGGAAGCCAAGGUUACGAAAAGUCGAAAACAGAGAGGACACCGCUCAAAAAGUCAGGUCAAGAGGUACCGAGUCCAAGAUGGCUCUCCUUUCUCAGUCCAGGCAAAUAGCCCUUACGUGCGUGUGACAAGUAACCCAAAGCAGCCCCAAAUUCCCGGGCAAACCACUCUCAUUGGCCAAAGCUGGUUAAAUUGUGAUGUUGUAAAUCAUUUUGUUAAGUUAGUUUGUCAGAGUACAGCAAAAUCUGUCCGCGUUGAGAGUAAUUUAUUCACUGCACUCACGAAUGAGGGCUACAAAAACAGAGUUGUGAACUGGAUGAAAAGAACCAGAACCUCCGACGUUUUGCACUAUUUCUUUCCCAUCUUUCAUGAAAAUCACUGGUCCCUGCUGUAUGUUGACACGGCAAACCAAACCUGUACCCACUUCACCAGCCGUGGAAAAGGCGAGGUGAAAUCCUGUAGGACAUUUAUACGGUUCCUGGACCAAUGCGCUCUUUCUCACCACGAGCAGGAAAGGUUCUGCACUUUCCAAGUGCGGACCUCUGAGGAGUGCUCUCAGGGCAAGGAAAAUACUUUUGAUUGCGGUGUUUUUGUUUGUUUAUUCGUGUAUAAGAUCUCUCGCGGGCUUAGGCCACAAGACCCCUUUACUUCAGAUGAGAUUUGGAGGGAAAGGAUCCUUACUUGUUUCAGAGGAAACUCAGUCCGGAUCUUUGACAAAGUUUAUGGUAUUUAAGCAUAUUCAUUUAUUGUAUAUAAACGCAUUGAUAAGAUCCCCAUAUAGGAUUUCACGGAUACAAUC